Messenger RNA from Phytophthora infestans T30-4, 1261 nucleotides. RefSeq lists its product as uncharacterized. The record is from RefSeq and is a predicted model, not a curated record. Bases 38 to 1234 code for a protein of 398 amino acids. The transcript has a single exon. Lineage: Eukaryota; Oomycota; Peronosporomycetes; Peronosporales; Peronosporaceae. Gene Ontology annotation, molecular function: protein binding.
CCAAACCAAUUUCACGCCACUUUCCAUCGAGCCCGCGAUGCCGUCGAGUGUGCGUCCCCCGUGCCGUCCGAGCGAGGAUGUGGCGUCCAACCAGGCCAACACGCCACCACUGGAUGUAAAGAAGCUGUCGCUUGAGCCCGAACAGGAGCAGGACCUUCAGAUACCGGGCACACCGCCUAUGGACGCUCAGAGCCGUCGCGUAUGGGGCGAUGACACUCCUCCCGCCAACCCGAACUUAACGGAGGCACAGCGUCUUGUGGAGCAGGAGAAACUGCAGCCUCUAGAGCAGCGUGCAACGCGCCACGCAGCGGCAGUGGUAACUCAGCGCCUUGUACGCUGCUUCAUGGCAAGACGCAACUUGGCCAAGCGACUCAGCGCCGUGGGGCGACCUGUGGAGCUACAGAUCACUCAGGUGCGCGGCCUGGAAAUGCUAUGCGACUUCCGCAACGUGGUGUCACUCUUCUGCAACGUACGCGUGCUUAAGAAACCCUUCGGACCGUUCAUGUUCCACUUUUCCUCUGAAAAAUGCACCAACGUGAAUUUACCCACCUGGACGGACAAGUUUUUUGUGCCAUUAAUGUCCAGCAAGUGCGACAUUGUCACCACGUUGAUCGGCGUCACAAACACUGGUAGAUUGCGGUUUCUAGGGCAGGCAAUUGUGGCAAUGGAGCCUGGAUGGGAACAUAACAGGACGUUCAGUGCCCCACUGGCCAAAUGGAAGUUCCCAGUGGAGGAAUCUAUCGUGGGACUCCAUCGCUUCGUAAAGGGCACUGUGGAGCUCGAGAUCACGCCCAUUUCGUCCCGUAUGCCGUGUAAAUCGGGUCAAUUCCUCUUGGCUCCUCCUGUUCCUACUCGAGGGCGACGGUCGUUCUCCUUGUGGUCCAAACAAGUGUCAAGUAAUGGGCUACUGGCUUCUCCAGCAUCACGGACGCCUAAGACGCCGGCGAGUGCCUCGCCACCAAGGAAGACGAUGGUGAUACGCUGGGGUGUGCUCACGGACACGACGUUCCACCUGUUCGACAAUACGACGGCCAAGCUGCUCACUAGCGUGGAUCUGGCUAAACUGCAGAUUAUCAAGUCCGACGCGCAGCCCAAGAGCGACCCGAGUCGACUCUUCCCUGUGAAAUUGUAUGCUAAGGGCACCAUGUACGUGCUGUAUGUGUCGAGCUACGCGCAGCAGCAGUCGUGGGAGUACAAGAUCAACCUGCACCGCCGUCAACUGUUAAUUCCGUAGAUGAAUUUGUGGAGUAGUUGUCGUUUG